GUGUAUCCAAUUCUCUCUCAAUUUCUCUCCCCCGAAAAAAAUAUCACCAAAAUUCAUCCCAUUCCAGAAUAAGAUCCUUCACCUAAACGCAAAAAUUAACGACAAUUCUCUCAACGAAAAUAAAAAUAUUCAGCGAAUGAAAUUCGUGUAUUUUUUCAACUGUCGUCACUGCAUCGCCGGAAUGGAUUAUGGCAGGCGGCUUGUACUAUAAAUACACCCAUCGUGCGGGGUAAACAAACUUGACCUCAUCGGAAUUCUUAUCUCUUGGAUCAGGGCAUCUCCUUGCGUGAGACAACGCUGAUCGAUUUCAACGGUCAUUUUUGAAUAAGGCUGAGCUGAAGGAUAAACGAGAGACAUUGAUAACACAGGAAGAGGCGGAUUCAAGGAUGAAGUGGGCACCAGGUCCGCUGUUCAGUGAACAAGUCACUGAAUUGACACGGGUGUUUUCACAGUGGAAUGAGUGCGAACAGACUGUUGUGCUUUAUGCAUUGCUGAGAGAGAUACCUGCGGUACAGGCGAGAUUCUUGGCGCAGGCUGUACAGCAUUCGCUGCUGUCUGUGUCGGAUCUUGAUACGCAAGAACUCAAUGCUAAUAAUCCAGCUUUCAUAAACUCGUUGCUGUCAGAGCCCACGGAUGUUGCAAUAAGCCAGCUCUUGACGCAUCUGCCACUUCUUCGUCCAGGAAACGUGGAGUGUAAGCGAGUCUACCUGGUAGUGAUUCCGGAGCUCCUAUCCCACGCACUUCAAACCCCUCUCUACACAGAGCAAACUCAACAGCUCCUCAGUUACACAUUGAUCCACCCAGCAAUAACAAACCAGGAGCGUCGAUCCCUUUCACAGCUAAUGAAACACCUACAAGAGAGGAUCAGCUGUAGUCCGGCUAUUCACAGCCUCGACGAGUACACAAACACUCCCAUAAGAUGGGACCCUGCGUGGCAGAGGUUGUCCAACAAACCUCAACAGAGCAAACAAAACAACUUUGACUGUUUCAGAGGCUCUGGAAAUGGAUUCAGUCUGCAGUUUCAGCAGCCUGUGGCACGACACAGACGCUCUAACAGUCUCACCCCACCUGUAGCACCUCCACAUCACUUAGAAAUAGCAGAACGUACAAAUAACACGAGUAGUGCAACUAGACACAAGCCAAGAAGCUUCAGCGUCUCUGGGGACAAUUCAAGUCUCAUUGGCUUGGGUCCACUGAGUCCCCAGAGCUCUUGUACAUCUUCUGGCAGUGAGGGACGACUCGAUGAAGCCUCGAGUCGAACGUUGUCAAGUGGGAUGAGGGAUGUACCUGCAUGGCUGAAGACACUUCGUCUUCACAAGUACAGUUACCUUUUCGCUACAAUGAGUUAUGAAGAGAUGCUCGAGCUCACCGAGGACCAACUGGCAGAACAGGGGGUUACCAAGGGUGCCAGGCAUAAGCUCGCGUUAUCGAUAGCUAAGCUGCAACAACGCUACAGCACCUUGAUUAAUUUGGAAAAGGAUCUCAUUCAACCAGCCAGGGAGAGCAGUCAGCCUGCAUCAUUCUCACAAGCGCCCGCUCUGUUGGUUUCCACACUCGAUGAGUUGAAUACCAUCUUGGCUACUCCGUUCAAAUCCAGUCAAGAGAAUGACGUGCAGGACAUUCCUGGACAGUUCACUAGGGUUUUGGGAAAAUUGUGCAGCAGAUUAGCUCUGGAAAGUGUGGAUGACGGUGUAUUAUGCGCUUGUAUUAACAUUUUGGAAAAGGUGCUGCAACAUGACUGCUUUACUCCAAACCAAAAGGAAAAGGUACAGCAGUGGCGUAGUCGAUUGGGCAAUCCACGACCAACACCCAAGUGGCAACACAUUAAUUACGGCUACAACAGCAGAAGAUUUGGUAACGCCCAAUCGCACAAUUCAUCGCAUAGUAGGAAGCCAAGUCUUAAUUUACCACAUCUACAAACUAAUCAUGCUCAGAACACUAGCUUUAUGGUUUCUCCGCAUAGGAACAGUAUUUCUACGCCAUAUUUACAGAACAAUCAUAAUCAAGGAAUGACCCAGGGUAAUCUACGAGCUAUUCACACUACUGAAAAACGACCCAGUCUGCAAGAGAACAGUCUCGAGUUGCUUCAAAAAACUCUUCAACGUACGUACAGUGCCCCACGUGAUCAUUUCAUGAGACAGCCAAGCCCACCGUUGGAGACAACAGAUCCAGAAAUAAAUUCACGUCUCGAGUCCCUCUGUCUGCGGAUGACCGAGCAAGCCAUAGGAGGCUUUGGUGAGGCCUAAACAAUGUUUUUUGUUUUUUUCCCCACUUUUAAUCCCCGACCCCUUUUAUGUAUAUCUCUACCAAUACAAGAAUCCGAGAAUUCGUCAUCACUAUAAAAAAACAGAAAAAAGCAAAAAAAAUCUUGAUAAAAAAAUCAUAAAAAGCCAAAAAAAGCAGUAACGCACCUUGUAAUUUUUUUUUGUCUCUGAGAAUGAAUUUGUAAAUGAUAUUUUAAUGAAAAAACAGGAACAUUUGUGACUGUAUAACAUAUUUAAUGAACUGACAAUUUGGCAAGCCAAAUGCUAUUAGAAAGAUAGACUCUUUCCUUCGACUAUUUACUAUGUCUUUAUGGAAAAAAUAUUAUAUAUUAUAUUAUUGAUAGAAUUUAGUUGAGUGGUAGACAAAAGAAAGAAAAAUGAAUUGAACGAAAUGAAUUUUUUUCCGCCGUGAGAAAUAAAAAGAGAUGGAAAAUGAAAAUGAAUUAACUACUGCGCGAUAAUUGCAAUAUUGUUUUAUGUUAUCCAUUUCGGGAAAUGGAAUUCUUCUGAUUUUAAUCCAAUAUGCAUUAUAAAAUGAAAAUAAUCGUGUAAUGUCUUUUUUUUAAUUAACUUGACUGAUCUUUAUUUUUUAACGAUUCCGUCUGAUUAGAUACAUUGGCGAGACUCCACUUGCAUAAAUGAUUGAGAUAUAUAUAUGAAAAAAUAAAUUCUGAUGAAUUUUUGGAGUCUCAAUUGCGUGACUUAAAGUUUAAGAUUUCAAUAAAUGUAAAUUCACGUUCAUUUUAUUUCAUUCUUUAUCGUACGAAGCAUCACUUGAGGGAUUGCGAGAUGCACCCAACUCGUAAUUUUUUCGUCUAAAUGAUCUGUGUUUGUGUUUUAUUUUUAACAGUCAAAUAUGUGAGCAAGUGGUGGAAAGGUUCAAGUCGAUAGAUUACUUCUGUAAGAUGUGAGGUUUUGAGAAGAUUGUCAAGAGAUUUAUUUUUUAGUUGAGAGAAUUAGUCAUUAGAAAUAUUGCUCGAGUUUGCCUCUUAAUGUGGCUUAUUUAUAAAAUGAAUGCAUGAUUGAGGGAAAAUCAACUAGCUAAUGGUUCAUCUUGAUGAUGAAUGGUUUUAGAAAAUAAUGUCGAGAGCUGUUUCUGAUGGAAAUUACUCUCAACUAUGUUGAGGCAUGUUUCUUAGAGGCAAAAAAAAUCGUUUAUAAAGAAACUCUUCACAUUCUCCGAAUCGAUAUAUUACCGAAAUGAAUGCAUAAUCAACUAUUGGAGACUUCUUACUCGACUUGAACCGUCUUACUCCUCGCAUCUUCUCUAAGAUAAUUAAGACUACAGUCGUUUUGAAAACGACCUCGAGAUUUAUCUUUGUACUUGACUUUAUUUGAUGUCCCAAUAACGAUUGGAAACGGUCUGUAAAUUUUUGAAGGUAUAUUGACAAGGAACAUGGAUGCAUAAAGUCAUGUCAAAUGUAAUUGCUUAUAACAUCGAAUAUUGUGGCUUUCAAAUCGUAAGCGUAAUGAUCAUAAUGUUCAAAUCAGCUGUUCUCACAGCAAUUGAACCCCCUUAGCUUUGCGAUAUACCUUAGUAAUAUAUUUUUUGUGCAAAAAAAAACAACAAUUUUAAAUUUACUGCAGACAAGAUAAAUUUACUGAAUAAUGUUAAUUAAUUAAAGUGAAAAAAUAAAAAUAAUGAAAGACUGACAAUUUCGCGCGCCCCGAUAGUCGAGAGUAGGAAUGAAGUGAAUAAAUAAGGUGAUGAAUAAUUAAUUGAUUAAGUUUAGAGAGAAAAUCUGUAAGAGUCACAUUUUUUUAAUGAAUGAAAAUCUUCUGGCUCUCAUCAUUGGUUUUAUUUUGACGUAAAAAUGUGAAACCUUGACCAUUGCUCCUUGACGGCGCGUGAAUGAAACAAUUGGAAGACUGCGGAAGGGAAAAAUAAACCUGUCAAAAUAAUAAUGAUUAGAGAAAGGUAUUAAUUAUAAAACAAAACGGUGAAAAAUAAAAAAAAGGAGUACUAGUAGUAAUUUAGAUUAAUUGCCUGAUUAUCGCACUAUUCUAUUAUAUUUAGAUCGAAUAAUCAAUGUAAGGCUACUUGGUGAUUGCUUUUAAUUUCGAGUGUCCCGUGAUCAAAUGCGAUCGUAAAAGAGCUGGCUCGAUGGAGAGUUACGUCAAGGCAAUUUAUGAAUACCCAAGAUUAAUGAAAUAAUUUAAUUAAUGCAAAUUCUUGAAUUGACUUUUUUUUAUGUUAAAAAAAAUUUGCUGAAUGAAAAUUGAGAUUGAAGUGGUAGAAAUUAUCAGGACGGUGUAUCUCUUCUCGUUGUUCACGAGACGAUCUUGGAGGUUCUCGAUUUUAGAAGAAAAUGUCAACAGAUUCUAAAAUUUUUCUUUAUAAUAGCGAUAAUUCUAUAUUUUAAUUGUUUGUUUCACCACUUCAUUGUUAAAUCCAUCCGACUAUAAUUUAGAAAAUGAGUAAUAUUGUCCGACGUAAUGCAGAGUGUUCGCACUGUUAAAAAAACAAUUAAUUCACAUUAAAUUCUGAUAUUUUAAAAUUGAAAAUGUACUAGUAAGCAAGAUGUAAUUGGAAACAACACGUUUGUCAAACCCUUUAAACUCCAAGAGAAAUAUCAAAAGCUAGUCAAAUGAUACGUUUCUUAAUUUUUUUUACAAACACCUGUAGUUCUAUUUAAUUAAUUAAAACCAGUUACGAUUGAUCCAUUGUUAAUAAAACGAACUCCGAUACCAGCGACAUUCAUAAAAGAAAAACGGAUCAGAACAAUGGUGAAAACGAAAAGAAGUAAUCAUCAUUUUCAUAGUGAAGUGGUAAAGAACUGUUACCCUGGAAGAAAAUCGAUAAAUUUUCCUAAUCGACAAUUUUCUCCAAAUCUAAUGCUUUCAGAGUUGUUUCACCUUCUGUUCUCCACUACUUCGCUGAGAAAUUUUCAAGAAAUCAAGCAGACAUUUAAACGUAUUUAUUGAUAUAUAAACGCAAUUAUAAAAUGGCAAACACGUAAGGAGAAGAAAUAGUGAAUAACGAGCCAUGAAAUAAAGACUGUUCUUGUGCUCUUGAGUGAGCACAGGAAUUUCUUUCUGUGUAAUGAUUAAUCCAAUUAAUGAAAUGCAGUAUCGUAUCUAUUAUAAUGAUUGAAAGAAAUUUUAACAAAAGUGAUGAAUAAAGGCAGGACCUAAACUAAACAGGGAAGAGAACAGGCAUGUUUUUUAUUUACCAGAAAGAGAAAAAGGGAAAAGGCAAAUGAAAAAUUGAGUAAUGAUGAAUUAAUUAUUAAUGCAUCAGCGUCGAUUAAACUCAUUCAAUUGUAGGAGUGAGAUGAAAAGUUAAUGAUUUUUCUCUUCAUUCUUAUCAUGUUUUAUCAUUUUUUAAAAGUAUUUUCUGUUCCUUCAGUUGACUUGAAUUAAUACCAUACUCUCUUAUCACCAAAAUGAAAUAAUAAUACUAAUAAUAAUAGUUUUAGCCUAGGAGUAAUAAUAAUAAUCAAUAAUGGAUUAAAUACAGAAAAAACCACCACAAACGUAUUCGAGAUCCCGGUGAGAGUCCGAGUGUACUAUUGACCCUGUAAUCGUGAUUAUCAAGAUUAUAAUCUGAUGUAUGAAAUUGGAAAAUGUAGAAAAUUGCUGGAUAUUGGUAGAGACAGAGAUGACUGAUAGAUUGAAUGGUGAAAGAAGAUGAUUUCAAAAUCCAUUUACAGAUUAUUUUGUCAAUAUCUCUAUGGAGUCGGUUGCACCAAGCCCUGUUUACGACAUAAACCUUUAGAAUAAAUUUAUGUGAGGAGGAAUUUUAUUCCACAAUUAGAUAAUUUUAGAAAUUCUUCGUGGAGCACUUUUAUUCAGUCAUUCAUAAUUACUGGUAUUACUGGUGGCGAAUAGUGAUGAUGUAUUUAUAUACCACGUUUUUCAUCUUCGAUGAAAAUAGAUCGGCGGAUUAUUUUUAUUGAUUUCGAUACUUAACUGAGAAUUUUCUUAACAACAGGGCGUGGGGCAGCCGGGCCUAGGAGGAAGUAAUUUAAAAAAAAAGAUAUUUAUCGUGGAACGAUUGGUAUUCAGGAAAAAAAAAUUCUCAAUUUUCGGUGUCUAAAGCUUGUGAUUUCAGAGAUAUUGAUAGGAUGUGUGAAGUGUUUGGAAUUGUCUACUGGUAUCACUUUACUACAGAAAAUUGAACGAGGUAGUCUCGUUGAAACUGGCGAAUAAGGUUGUACUUAGAAGACAGCUGAGAAAGGGCUAGUUGAAAAAAUUGAGUAAUAGACAAUGAACUAGUUUAGGAGUAGAGGGGUGAAAUGGUUCAAGUCAGAUAUGAAACUUUUUGUAAUUAUGCAAUUAUCUCGGAAAUGAGAAACUUCAGGAGAUAUUUUGGAAUUACUUUUUCUCUAAGUCAUCGAAUUUUUCGAAUCAUCACUCGUUAUCAAGAUGGUUGACCAUUGGUAAUCAAUCUGAUAAUGAAUGUUCUCCAAGUCUUUUUACGCCUUUUUUCCGAAAAAGUUGAUUACUGGAAUAAUUGCAGAAUUAACAAAAAACUUUUUCGCUUGAUUCAUUUAAUCAUUUUGCUACUGAGUUGAAUCACUCGACGGAGUGUUCAAUGUUGCUUCAGAAAAAUUCAAAAGCUUGGGCGGCUAUUGUUACGUUAAUUGAAUGAAGAAAAAACAAUGGAAUGAUUAAGAUUAAUCGAAAAGCUUAGAAUAUUAGUAUGUACUGAUUUCAUUCAUUUUAACGAGUGCACCAAUUUAUUUUAAUCGACAAUCCACUCAUUUUUUCAAGUAAUUGAGUGUUUAGUUGUUGAGGGUGUCUCCAAAGGUAGCCCAGAUAGCAGUCUCUGAAAAAAAAAUUGUGAUUGAUUUUGAAAAUCCAAUCACAAUUUAUCUAGUUUUUUAAACAAACACUUAUGAAUUGUGUUUCAAGUCUAAUCGGUACUUUAUUGUGGAGUUGAAAAAAUGGGCUUAUUCUUGCGAUCAGGUAUUGCUAACUGGGAUAUUUAAUUACUAAGCCGGACAACUUGUAAAAACGCAAUUUUUGUACUGUUGAAGGAAAAAAAUGAAAAAUUCAUAGACGAAAUACACUAACGUUGUAGUGUGUAAACAAAAACCACUUUUCAAUAAAAACAUUUUCAUACGCA
Messenger RNA from Diachasma alloeum, 7335 nucleotides. It is a transcript of the gene smg, whose product is annotated as protein Smaug homolog 2. Lineage: Eukaryota; Metazoa; Arthropoda; Insecta; Hymenoptera; Braconidae. Gene Ontology annotation, molecular function: translation repressor activity; mRNA binding; protein binding. Gene Ontology annotation, cellular component: P-body. The transcript has 6 exons. The record is from RefSeq and is a predicted model, not a curated record. Bases 387 to 2246 code for a protein of 619 amino acids. Gene Ontology annotation, biological process: regulation of mRNA stability; negative regulation of translation; nuclear-transcribed mRNA poly(A) tail shortening.